CUCGACCAGCGUUAGCGGAAACGUCAUGAAGUGACAGCAGCAGCAGCGCGCGGUGAGUCGAGCGCUCGCCCCGUUUCCCGUUCUCCGUUCUCGGACGAAAUCCAACGUCCGUUCGGUCGAUCAGACCUCCGAUUCCCGGCCUAGCCAUGGACGAGCAGGCGGGCCCCGGUGUGUUCUUCAACAACAACAACAACUCGGUUCUUCCCGGCGGAGCGAAAGCGCCUCAACCGGGCGACGGUGGCGGAGAAAUGGCCCGCGCUCAGUACAGUAUCCCGGGGAUUUUACACUUUCUGCAGCACGAGUGGGCCCGGUUCGAGGUGGAACGGGCGCAGUGGGAGGUGGAACGAGCCGAACUGCAGGCUCAGAUAGCGUUCCUGCAGGGAGAGAGGAAAGGCCAGGAGAACCUGAAAAAGGAUCUGGUGAGACGGAUCAAGAUGCUGGAAUACGCUCUCAAACAGGAGCGGGCCAAGCACCACAAGCUGAAGUACGGGACGGAGCUCCACCAGGGAGACAUGAAGCCCCCCAGCUACGACUCCGAUGAAGGGAACGAGAACGAGGCUCUUCCUGAACCACCCAACAGUCAGCUGAGCUGGAAACAGGGACGACAGCUGCUGAGACAGUGAGUGACACACACACACACACACACACAGACACACACUCACAAACACACACUCACAGACAC
This is a messenger RNA of Carassius auratus (goldfish), 682 nucleotides long. Its product is annotated as striatin-like. Gene Ontology annotation, molecular function: protein phosphatase 2A binding; calmodulin binding; armadillo repeat domain binding. Gene Ontology annotation, cellular component: dendrite. The transcript has 4 exons. The coding region runs from base 147 to 623 and encodes 158 amino acids. NCBI's taxonomy places the organism in Eukaryota, Metazoa, Chordata, Actinopteri, Cypriniformes, Cyprinidae. The record is from RefSeq and is a predicted model, not a curated record.